Neoarius graeffei (lesser salmon catfish) is the source of this 3429-nucleotide messenger RNA. Its product is annotated as mRNA decay activator protein ZFP36L2-like. NCBI's taxonomy places the organism in Eukaryota, Metazoa, Chordata, Actinopteri, Siluriformes, Ariidae. The transcript has 2 exons. Bases 173 to 1420 code for a protein of 415 amino acids. The record is from RefSeq and is a predicted model, not a curated record. Gene Ontology annotation, molecular function: mRNA binding; metal ion binding.
UCGAGCGGUUUUUGUUCCGCUCUCGCCUGGCACUGCACGGAGAGAGACAGGCAGCAAUAACACACACAAACCAGCGGCUUUCUUCUUGUUUCAAACCGUGGUUCUUACUCCGAACCAGUCGUGGCAAACUAAAAGCCUUGCUUUGCACUACGGGAUCUCUGUAGGUCCUCAAAUGAAAGAUCAACUGCGAUUCAAAACUUCAGGAACAGAAGAAAUGUCUGCGACCAUCCUGUCCGGUCUCUACGACAUCGACAUGCUCUAUAAGGAUAAGAGCCUGAACAUGAACGCUCUGCAUCUCAACAGUAUGUUGGAUAAGAAGGCGGUCGGGGCUCCGGUCGCGGCCUCUGCUCUCGCCAACAGCUGCUCGUACGGGCAGGGAUUUUUCCGGCGCAACUCUGCGAGCAGCGCUGACUGCACAAACAACGGCAACAAGUACUCGGCUACAUGCUACAGUAACCUGAAAGAGAGCUGCAGCAGCACCGCCAUCAUGAACAAGGAGAACAAGUUCCGUGAGCGCGCCUACAGCGAGACCGGUGAGCGCAGUCAGCAGCUGCAGGCGCUGCAGCAGAAACCCGGCUCACAGAUCAACUCGACCCGGUACAAGACUGAACUGUGUCGGCCUUUUGAGGAGAACGGCGCCUGUAAGUACGGGGAGAAGUGCCAGUUUGCGCACGGCUACCACGAGCUGCGCAGCCUGUCUCGCCACCCCAAGUACAAAACCGAACCGUGCCGUACUUUCCACACCAUCGGGUUCUGCCCGUACGGGCCGCGCUGCCACUUCAUCCACAACGCUGACGAGCGCAGACCCGCACCAGCCAACGCCAACAGCGCGCCGCCUGAACUGAAGCCGAGCCGAGACCUGAUUCAGCAACAGGCUGCUGUUGCAGCUUUCCGAGACCGACCCAAACUCCACCACAGCCUGAGCUUCUCCGGCUUUUCCACCCAACACGGACUGGACUCGCCUCUUAUUGAGAGCCCGACAUCCCGCACUCCUCCUCCGCCUUCCUCUUCUUCUUCCUCCUCCGACGCCUCUCGAGCCAGCGGACCGUUUUUCGAAGCACCGAGUGCUAACGGCGCCUUCUCUUCGUUCGCCGCUGCGCAGGACCUGAAAGCGCUGCUCGCUCCUCUAGCUGUCCACGCCGGCUAUCAGUCAAACCCCGCAUACUACAGCAGCUUCCAGACCCCUAUAGGACCCCCUUCUCCUCCCUACAGCCUCGGGCCCUUGCAGGCCCUUCAGCGCCUGUCCGAGUCGCCUGUCUUUGACUCGCCCCCCAGCCCCUACGACUCCAUGUCGGACCGGGACAGCUACGCCAGCGGCUCCCUCAGCUCUUCAGGAAGUCUCAGCGGCUCCGAGUCGCCCAGCUUGGAAGCCGGGAGACGUUUGCCAAUCUUCAGCAGGCUGUCGAUUUCCGAUGAUUAAUAUGUUAGUGUGGUUAAAUGUUCUUGUUUUUUUGUUUGCUUUCUUUGUAUGGGAUUCGCCAUAUUGUUCGUUUUAUUUCUUUAACGGACUGGACGAGGACUUCUUCUUCGUCACAGUUAUCAAAAUGGCGUCUCAUCAGCGACCUGUAACUAGGUGGACUUUAAAGAAACAACCAAGGGCAGGUGACUCUUCAGAUCAGACCCUUGGUGUGGCAUUAGUUCGUUUAUCCUUCUUUUUUUCCCCCCCUCUUUCUCUCUCUUUCUUUUCUGCUCGAACCGAUAGCUAUGAAAGUAGAUAUCGACCGAAGGCAUUCCACCGGUGACUCUGACCAGCAUACAGUCGCAGUGUUUUGGUUCAUGAGACCAUCACACCUUUUUUUUUUUUUUUUGGGUGCACAAAACUUUUGAACGUGAAAGACGGAGAGAUAUUUAAGAUGUUAUUUUCCCUCCAUCCUACCAAGAAUAUGCCUUGACACACACAAGUAUCAGUUCGCCUGUGUAUGCGCUUCUGAAAGCUUAACAACAACAACAAACUUCCAUUCCAAAAGUUGAAGCAGUUUGUCGGUCACAGCGCCACCCAGUGGUUCGGUUGGGUUUAGUGUAGUCGUGUUGGCUCUUAACUGAAGCACUCUUGUUCGGUCUGUUGGGAAAAUCACUGCUGAUGGUUGAAUAUUAUAUUAUUAUAAUAUUAUAUAUAUUUUUUUAGCUGUUUUGAGCGAUUACAUAGCAGUACAUAACUGGCUAUGACCUAUUUAACUUAUUUAUUAUCUUGUGAAAAGUAUAGGCUACAUUGGUAAUUGUGUCCAUACUGUAUUUAUCAAGUAUGUUGAAGCAAUAGAUCUAUAUUCUUUUAUUAUGUUUAAAUUAUGAUCGCCAUUAUUAAUCUACAUAAAGUGGAGUGUAUGUUUUUGUUUGUUUUUUUUCUCCUCUUUUUUUUUUUUUUUUCCACAGUAAUAUAUUUUUUGUUUUUGGUCUUUUGUAACUUCACUUGGUUAUUUUAUUGUAAAUGAGUAAAAAGAAACCUUAAUUUAAGAGAUUUGUAUGUGAUAUUUAUUUCAUUCAUUUUUGUUUCUUUGUUUACGUACAUUUAAAAACAAACGUUUGAUUUGACAUUUGUUGGGAUGUCGUUUGUGGAAGAUUUUUUUUCCCCCCCCCUCUCUCUUCUCCAAUUUCUUUUAAGAAUCCCUAGUCGUGUCCCAUUUUUAGCUAUGUCUAUGGAAUGUAUGAACCACGUGGUUGUCAAAACACCGUCCAAACUAGUAGCGAUCAUUCUUUAAGAAGCCAGACUUGUGAGACGAUGAUCCUAGGUGAAUAAACUAACCAAAAAAGUAUUUUCUUUUCUUUUCCUUUCAUUGUGAUGCACAGAGCCAGGCUAGGACUCCCUGCCAUGUGCUUUGAGAAUGUAGCAAUCCCAAGCCCCAGUAUUACUGCCUUUAGUGCCUAAGGGGUCCACCACCAUACAUGCCUUAUUGUUAACCAAAUAAAGUAUUUUGUUACAAGUCAUUGUUUUACACACACAGAAGAUGAAUGUAGGUUUGAAUUUGAACUCUCUGGAAGGUUGUUACCACUUGUCAUAAGAGGGGCCUUGGAGCAACCAGUGAAGCUUUUUUUUUUUCCCUUCUUUCCCCUGAUGUUUCUUUGAAACUCCCCAUUCCUCCUAUAGACUUUUUAGUUGGAUUCUUGUUCUCUCGAUCGCCUUUUGAUAUGGUAUUGGUCUAAGGGUUCUGAACUUGCUGGAUGGACAAGAAGUUGAACACAUUUUGCUUGUACAUAGUAGGUACAGGGGCUGGGCACUAUGUACUUUUUCUUGACUACUUUAUCAGAAGUAAAGCUUUUUGAAUGUAACUUAAAUGGACAAAAAAGACGACGAGUUAUACUUGUGGGGUUUGGGGUUUUUUUGGAAAAGGGGGGGGUCAGUUCACUACAAGUUGCGUGUGAGACUGUUAACUUUGUACUGUACAUUUUUUUUUUUUUUGUAGUUGUCCCAAUAAAAUUAUUUGGAAAAAAGUG